Perca flavescens (yellow perch) is the source of this 1206-nucleotide messenger RNA. Its product is annotated as oocyte zinc finger protein XlCOF6-like. Gene Ontology annotation, biological process: regulation of transcription by RNA polymerase II. Bases 55 to 1206 code for a protein of 383 amino acids. The transcript has 2 exons. The record is from RefSeq and is a predicted model, not a curated record. Gene Ontology annotation, molecular function: DNA-binding transcription activator activity, RNA polymerase II-specific; RNA polymerase II cis-regulatory region sequence-specific DNA binding. NCBI's taxonomy places the organism in Eukaryota, Metazoa, Chordata, Actinopteri, Perciformes, Percidae. Gene Ontology annotation, cellular component: nucleus.
GAUGAUGAAGAGGAAGCUCAGUCCUCACAGCUUCAUCAGAGACAAACUCAACACAUGGAAAGACAACAAUCUUUCUGUGAGGCUGCCUCACAAUAUAUCAAACAAGAAACUAAAGUUUUCGAUGACGAUUGGAAGGCGACCAGAGAACCUCAGUCAUCUUUAAACUCUCUGAAUAAUACUGAAGUCCCGGUAAGUCGUAUGACUGAUACUGCUGGUGAAAAACUGUUAAGCGGCUCUAAGUGUUGGAAAGGAUUUGGCCACAAGACACUUCUGAAGACCAGCACGAUCACAGAAAAGAUUCUGUUCAGCUGCAGCGUUUGUGACCAAAGUUUCACCUGGUACAAAGAGCUCAGGAACCAUCAGUGUGUUGGUGGUCGGAGUCAAACUGAGAACAGAGAGGCAGAGCCUCCAGCGAGCAGAGCACCUCAACACACGGAAACAGAAGCUGAUGGAGAGGAUUCUGGAGGACCAGAACCAGCCAGGAACUCACAUCCACUUUUACAACCAGAGACUGAAGACCAGACGGGAGACUGUAUUGACAGUGCUGUCGGUGAUGAGAGAUGUAGUGCUGGUGAGAAAUCAUUUAUCUGCUCUGAGUGUGGGAAAAGAUUUGACACCCAGACAAAUCUAAGGAUCCACAUAAGAACUCAUGCAGGAGAAAAACCUUUCAGCUGCUCACACUGUAAGAAAUCCUUUACACAGAAAGGCAAUUUGCAGAAACACAUGGUAAUCCAUACAGGAAAGAGACUACAUAGUUGUUCCGUUUGUGGUCAAAAAUUCUUGUACAAGGACCAUGUUACUUCACACAUGAAAUCGCACACAAGAAAAGGAGCUUUCAGCUACUCAUUCUCUGAGAAAUCUUUUUCGCAGAGUGGAAUCUUGCAGAGACAGUCAAAUCACUUGAAAAAUCGCACUGGAGAAAACUCAUUUGGUUGUUCUGUCUGCGGUGACAGAUUUUCAUAUAAGUCACAUCUGACAUCGCACAUGGCCGUCCACAUGAGAGAGAAACGAUUCAGCUGCAGUGUUUGUGAAGAAAGAUUCACUUCGCAUUCACAGAUCGAAACGCAUGAAUGUGUCGGCCGUCAGUCGUCGCAGAUUCAUCCGAGUCAAACGGAGGAGAAGAGAGAGGCAGAGCCUCCAGCCAGCAGAGAAACUCAACACAUGGUAACAGAAGCUGAUGGAGAGAGGAGCUCUUUGAACUGGUGA